Pyricularia oryzae 70-15 is the source of this 375-nucleotide messenger RNA. RefSeq lists its product as uncharacterized. NCBI's taxonomy places the organism in Eukaryota, Fungi, Ascomycota, Sordariomycetes, Magnaporthales, Pyriculariaceae. The transcript has 2 exons. Bases 1 to 375 code for a protein of 124 amino acids. The record is from RefSeq and is a predicted model, not a curated record.
AUGCGGUCUUCAUUCUCCCCCCUUGCUCUCCUUUUUGCAGGCGCAGCCCUGGUCUCCUCCCUACCGGAUGCAGGAGUUGCAGUCUCUUCACCUGCCGUCACUGCCGAAAACAUCUCGCCGCCCGAGCCCAACGUGCUGGAGGUCGCACAUCUUGAGAGGCGAAGAGCGUGCAGCGGUCAUCGUCUGCAGAACGACGUCUGUCAGGGCAGAUUGAUAUACCAGGGUAGCUCGCGGCACAACUGCUACCGCAAGGACGGCAAGUGUUGCGCCAAGAACAAGAAUCGAGACUAUGGGAUUGCGGUCACCAACAGGGCUCAAAAGGGUGAAGAUUGCGCAUACUGCUUCUCUGGGACCUGUAAGAUGGAGAAUCCUUAG